CGAACUCCAAAAAGAAAACACCAUCACCAAUCCCAAGGCCUCAAACGCCAGCUUCCGCCAGCAUGUCUGACAAGCGCGUGCUAAUCACGGGGGCCACCGGCCUCCUCGGCAGGGAGGUUGUCAGGGCCUUCCAGGACAAAAAGGGCUGGGCCGUGACGGGCGCCGCCUUCUCGCGUGCCGACGGCGUGUCCAUUCUCAAGGUCGACCUGGGGAAUGUGGUAGAGAUCGAGAAGGCUCUGGACAAGAUCCGGCCACAGGUUGUCGUGCAUUGUGCUGCCAACCGUUUCCCCGACAAGGUGGACAAGGACCCGGAGGGAACGCGCCGGCUCAACGUGGCCGCGACGGGGACCCUUGCGCGGCUCUGCGCGGCUACUGGUGCCGUCCUGAUCUAUAUCUCGACGGAUUACGUCUUUUCUGGUCGGCCUGGUGAGGCCCCCUACGCUGCCGACGCCGAGACCGGACCCACCAACCUGUACGGCCAGACCAAGCUCGACGGAGAGCGCGCUGUCCUCGAGGCAUACGGCGGCGGCGGCAAGGGCAAGGCGAGGGGCGUGGUGCUCCGCGUCCCCGUGCUGUACGGCCACGCUGAGACGCCAGCCGAGAGCGCCGUCAACGUGCUCAUGGACGUCCUCUGGCAGGCGCAGGGCGACGAGGCCAAAGCCGUCAAGAUGGACCACUGGGCGCUACGCUAUCCCACCAAUACGGAGGACGUGGGCAGGGUCUGUGCUGACGUGGCGGAGAAGUAUCUUGACACGGACGAUUCGGCCACCUUGCCGAAGCUGCUGCAGUUCUCGAGUGAGGAUAAGCUCACAAAGUAUGAGAUCUGUCAACUGUUCGGCGAGAUCAUGGGCCUCAGCAGCGACAAGAUCGAGCCAACCACGGAGGGCAACGACCCAUCGGCAACGGUGCAGCGACCGUACGACUGCCAUCUCGGCACCAGGGAGCUCAGAGAUCUGGGAAUCGACGUUUCAACGCAGGACUUCUCGGCAUGGUGGAGGCGCGAAGUCAGGGCCUUCCGGAAGUGAAAAAAGGGGCGGCAACGGGGCUGCUGCUCCGUGGGAUGGUUGGCUAGCAUGUUGGCUGUUAUCCGUUAGAGGCGAGAGGGCGGGACGAUCCACUCGCAAUCUGAGGAGUGAAUGCGACUAUGGCCAUGGGCGGGCGCUGGGCGCCGGGUUGUACAAGAGAUGCACAAACAAGACAGCAUGCAGGUUGUAAAGAAUAACGAUCGCCGACGUCUGCCGUUCCUCGAGGGAGCAGGGGCCGCUGGCAUGCCCGCCCACCCGCC
Molecule: messenger RNA, 1285 nt
Organism: Gaeumannomyces tritici R3-111a-1
Lineage: Eukaryota; Fungi; Ascomycota; Sordariomycetes; Magnaporthales; Magnaporthaceae
Product: methionine adenosyltransferase 2 subunit beta
Exons: 4
Coding region: 63-1025 (320 amino acids)
Biological process (GO): S-adenosylmethionine biosynthetic process
Cellular component (GO): methionine adenosyltransferase complex
Molecular function (GO): methionine adenosyltransferase regulator activity; DNA ligase activity
Source: RefSeq, a predicted model, not a curated record